Owenia fusiformis is the source of this 8204-nucleotide messenger RNA. The record is from the annotation of a GenBank genome assembly. NCBI's taxonomy places the organism in Eukaryota, Metazoa, Annelida, Polychaeta, Sabellida, Oweniidae.
GCAACCGUUAAUUCGUUUUUGUAUCCGUAUAUAACACUCAAAUCUCGGCAACUAGCGAGAUCUCGUCCCAAAGCGGAAGUAGGGAAAUUUUACUAAUUUCCUAAUUUCGAAAUGAUUUGGACAAUUUGUUGCUAUUAACUCUUGUCAGACAACAUGCCAUGAUUAUUUGAUUCCUGAUGUCGUAGAUUGACUUGCUGCAUCAUGCCGAUUACAAUGCAGCAAUUCGUACGUGGCCUCCGUAGCCGUAAUGAAGCUACUCGACAGAAGACUGCUAAAGACCUUAACCAUUAUGUGAGCACAGAGUUACGUGAGGUCUCCAUCGAAGACCUGACUUCAUUUAUGGAUGACUUCAAUCACCAGAUAUUUGAGAUGGUCUCAAGUCCUGAUGUCAAUGAGAGAAAAGGAGGAAUAAUGGCCAUAGUAAGUUUAAUUGGUGUGGAUGUAGGGAACUCUAACACUCGAAUUACUAGGUUCGCAAACUAUCUUCGUAACUUGCUUCCUUCCAAUGACACCGUUGUCAUGGAAAUGGCUUCAAAGGCUGUUGGUAAGCUUGCUCUGGCAUCUGGGACAUACACUGCUGAGUAUGUGGAGUUUGAAGUAAAGAGGGCGCUGGAGUGGCUCACAGGGGACCGCAACGAGGGACGAAGACAAGCUGCUGUUCUAGUGUUAAAGGAGCUCGCUGUAAAUACACCUACAUUUUUCUUUCAACAAGUUCAGCAGUUCUUUGAUUGUAUAUUCAAUGCUGUAAGAGACCCAAAACCCCUUAUAAGGGAAGGAGCAGUCGCAGCUCUGAGGGCUGCCCUAGUUGUGACAUCACAGAGAGAAACCAAGGAAUCGCAGAGACCCACGUGGUACAAGCAAUGUUACGAAGAGAUGCAGAAGGGCUUUGACGAGAAUCUGAUUCGAGAGAAACGAGUAAAUCGUGAAGAUUGGUCACAUGGUUCACUUCUAAUCAUCAAUGAGUUACUAAGAUGCAGCAACGUUGAUGGCGAGAAGUUGCGACAAGACAUGGAAGAAAUCUCUGUGCAGCAACACCAGCAUGAAAAAAGCCACAAGAAUGUGCACACAAAAUCAACGAAGCAUUUACUGCACAACUUGAAGCAGGUCCAACAACAACAUCCUUCUCCUUUGAUACCAGGAGGUAAUGCUGGUCUUGGGUCAACACUCAUCAGUUCCCACCAGAAGGCACUCUUCUACGAAAGCAGAACAUGUAAAAAGUUGAUGGAGGAUAAAUUCAGCGAGAUAUGUAAGCUUGUUCUCCGCCAUAGAAACACCAGAAACUCAUUUAUCCAGCAGUCUCUAUUAGCAGUAUUGCCCCGUCUUGCUGCCUUUCAACCACAGGUCUUUGUCAAAAGCUAUCUUGGUGAGACAAUGGCCUACCUACUUGGCUGCCUAAAGAGAGAGCGAGAGAGAUCAGUGGCCUUCCAGGCUAUUGGGCUAAUUGCUGUAUCGGUGCAUACUGACAUCAACAGACAUCUGCCAAAGAUUAUGGAGGUCAUCAAGGUGUCCUUACCAGCCAAGGAUAUGCCAACUAAACGUCAUAAAAGUUUUGUUGUUGACCCAGCAGUGUUUACAUGUAUCAGCAUGUUGGCCAAAGCAGUGGGGCCAGCCAUUACAGUGGAUGUGAAAGCACUGCUAGAACCCAUGUUAGCAGUGGGCCUUAGCCCUGCCCUUACUGCAGCACUAAGAGACCUUGCCACCCAGAUUCCUCAGCUGAAGAAGGACAUACAAGAUGGCCUGUUAAAGAUGCUCUCUCUAGUGCUUAUGGGAAGACCCCUCCGUCAUCCAGGGGCCCCCAAAGUGACCACGCCAGCUCUGCCUGCCUCCUCAUCAAGUGUUAAUCUUGCUGAGGCUCAAGAUGUCAUGGGAAUAACUUUAGCACUGAGAACACUUGGUAGUUUUGACUUUGAAGGGCAUUCUUUAACUCAGUUCGUAAGACAUUGUGCUGAACAUUUCCUCUCAAGUGAACACAAAGAUAUCAGACUGGAAGCAGUUAGGACAUGUUCAAGGUUAUUGAUGCCUUCAUUGGGAGUAAGGGUUCUCUCUAACCACCAGUCCAACAAUGUCAGUCUCAGUGCCCUCUCCACAGUAGCUGAUGUCUUGGGGAAGCUGCUUAUUGUAGGCAUCACUGAUGCAGAUCCUGAUAUUCGUUAUUGUGUACUGGCAUCUCUUGACGAAAGAUUUGAUGGACAUCUUGCACAGGCUGAGAACUUGAGCGCCCUCUUUGUUGCACUUAACGAUGAAGUGUUUGAGAUUCGGGAACUUGCUAUCUGUACCAUUGGUCGCCUUAGUAACCUUAACCCUGCGUAUGUGAUGCCAUCUUUGAGGAAAACAUUAAUACAGAUUCUGACGGAGUUAGAGCAUAGUGGAGUAGGUCGCAAUAAGGAACAGGCUGCUCGUAUGUUGGGUCAUCUUGUCUCAAACGCCCCUCGUCUUAUACGACCAUACAUGGAGCCAAUACUCAAGGUGCUGAUUCCAAAGCUGAAGGACACAAAAGACAACAACCCAGGUGUGGUCAACAGUGUGCUUGCUGCCAUUGGGGAACAGGCUCAAGUGAGUGGAGUUGAGAUGAAGAAAUGGAUGGAUGACCUUAUGCCAAUUAUACUAGACAUGCUACAAGACUCAUCCUCCAUGCAGAAAAGAGAGGUGGCUCUGUGGACACUCGGUCAGCUAGUAGAGAGCACAGGGUAUGUUGUGGAGCCAUACAAGAAGUACCCGACACUACUAGAGGUCUUACUCAACUUCCUCAAGACAGAACAAGCUGUUGGAAUAAGACGGGAGGCUAUUAGAGUGCUUGGUCUCCUAGGGGCAUUGGACCCAUAUAAACACAACAUUAACAAGGGCAUGAUCAACAAGGAAGAUGCAGGUGCUGUUCUCAGCAUGUCAGACCCUGGGAGUGGGGAAGGGGGAGAAACAGAAGAGUACAGCACCAGUGAGAUGUUGGUCAGCAUGGGCACUGCCACAUUGGAAGAGUUCUACCCAGCUAUUGCCAUAUCUACAUUAAUGAGGAUCAUCAGAGACCCCAGCCUCUCCCAGCACCACACCAUGGUUGUCCAGGCCAUCACUUUCAUCUUCAAGAGCCUCGGCAUUAAGUGUGUCACGUAUCUGCAACAAGUCAUGCCUGCCUAUCUUAAUGUUAUCAGAACGUCAGAUGCCAACUUCAGAGAGUUCCUGUUCCAACAGCUAGGGGUCAUCAUAAGCAUUGUGAAGCAUCAUGUUAGGAACUACCUUGAUGACAUCUUUGAGCUGAUUAAGGAUUACUGGACUCUGAACAGUCCAAUGCAGAACACUAUAAUCUUGUUAGUGGAGCAGAUAGUUGUUGCCUUGGGAACAGAAUUUAAGAUAUAUCUUCCCCAGAUUGUGCCACAGAUACUCCGAGUCUUCAUGCAUGACAACAGUCAUAUGCGCCUAGUUACUACAAAGCUUUUGAAUGCACUGCAGUUAUUUGGUGCAAACUUGGAUGACUAUCUUCAUCUUUUACUGCCACCUAUUGUCAAAUUAUUUGAUACUCCAGAUGUCCCUGUAUCAGUGCGAAAAUGUGCCUUAGAGACUAUAGAUCAUCUAACAGACAGUUUAGACCUGACAGACUUUGCAUCACGAAUCAUUCAUCCAAUAGUUAGAGUGCUUGAUAGUUGUCCUGAGCUACGUACUAGCGCUAUGGAUGCACUGUCCUCAUUGGUUGUUCAGAUGGGAAGGCGGUACCAGACAUUCAUUCCAAUGGUGAAUAAAGUUACGGCAAAACACCGCAUCGUACACCAGAAAUAUGAAAUAUUGCUGUGUAGAGUCAUCAAGGGUAGCACAAUAGCAGAGGAAGAUGAGCCGUUGUUACAUAAACAGAGAACCAGGAAACCACGUAUGGCUGAUGCAGGCCAGGACACACAAGAAAAUACAACAAUUAAGAAACUACAUGUCAGCUCUGCAAAUCUACAGAGGGCAUGGUUGGUGACACGACGUGUGUCCAAGGAUGACUGGACUGAAUGGUUGAAAAGACUGAGUAUUGAACUGUUGAAGGAGUCCCCUUCCCCAGCUCUACGAUCAUGUUGGGCACUUGCACAGACAUACAAUCCUCUAGCUAGGGACCUGUUCAAUGCUGCGUUUGUGUCAUGUUGGACAGAGCUGAGUGAACAUCAACAGGAUGAGUUGAUUACAAGUCUGGAGCAAGCCCUGACAUCACAGGACAUACCAGAGAUCACACAGACCCUGCUGAACUUGGCUGAGUUCAUGGAACAUUGUGAUAAGGGACCUCUACCAUUAGAUUCCCCUCUGCUAGGUGAACGUGCAAUGAAAUGUCGAGCUUAUGCAAAAGCCCUGCAUUACAAGGAAGAAGAGUUCCACAAAGGACCAACCACACAGAUUCUGGAGUCCCUAAUAAGUAUUAACAACAAGCUUCAGCAGCCAGAAGCCGCCACUGGAGUGCUAGAGUUUGCACAGAAGCACCACAGGACUGAUUUGAAGGUGCAAGAAACAUGGUAUGAGAAGUUACAUGAAUGGAGUGAUGCUCUCUCAGCCUAUGAGAGAAAACAAGAGAGUCACCCUGAUGAAAUCAAUCUCACCCUUGGUAGAAUGAGGUGCCUAGAAGCAUUGGGAGAGUGGGGCCAGCUGCAUGACCUAGCAUGUGAAAAGUGGCCACAAGUGAGUGAUGAUAUCCGCCAAAACAUGGCAAGAAUGGCGGCCAUGUCAGCGUGGGGUCUCGGCCAAUGGGAGAGCAUGGAGGAAUACACGUGCAUGAUUCCUAGAGAAACAAUGGAUGGGGCAUUCCACCGUGCAGUACUGGCAUUACAUAUGGAUCAGUUUGCCUUAGCCCAGCAGUGUAUUGACAAGGCUAGGGAUAUCCUUGACACUGAAUUGACCGCCAUGGCUGGGGAGAGUUAUAACAGAGCUUAUGGUGCAAUGGUAAAUGUCCAGAUGUUGUCUGAACUAGAGGAAGUCAUACAAUACAAACUGAUACCUGAACGCAGGGAUGCAAUCAAGCAAAUGUGGUGGGAUAGAUUACAGGGCUGUGAGAAAAUGGUUGAGGAUUGGCAGAGGAUUAUUCAGGUGCACUCUUUGGUGAUCACCCCCCAGGAAGAUAUGAGGACCUGGCUCAAGUACUCUAGUCUCUGUAGAAAGAGUGGAAGAUUGGCCCUGUCCCACAAUACUUUAGUGAUGUUGCUAGGCAUGGAUCCCCAACAGGAGCCAGACACACCCAUACCAACCACUAACCCUCACAUAACAUUUGCUUACACGAAGCACAUGUGGAAAAGUGGACAAAAGGCUGAGGCACUUACAAAACUGCAGUAUUUUGUGGAGAGUUCCCUUCAGCCACAAGUUAUGCAGCUACUUGGACCAGAAGAUGUGAAACAGAGGGAUGACCUUAACAAAGUCAUGGCAAGAUGUUAUUUAAAACUAGGAGAAUGGAGUGAAAACUUACAUGGUAUAAAGGAGAAUUCUGUUGGCCGUGUACUCAAAUACUACGCAGCAGCUACAGAGCAUGACAAAAACUGGUACAAAGCCUGGCAUUCCUGGGCCUGUAUGAAUUAUGAGGCUGUAUUGUUCUACAAACAACAGCAACAGAACCCAGCUGCCAGUGCUGCUAAUGCUGUGGAGCCAAAAGCAUCAAGCAGCUCUGCAAGUGAAUCACCUGAAAAUGUGAGCUCUAAGAUGCAUAAGUACAGCACGCCAGCCAUCCAGGGUUUCUUUCGCUCUAUUGCCCUCUCCAGUGGUAACUCGCUACAAGACACUCUGAGGUUGCUGACACUCUGGUUUGACUAUGGCCAGUGGCCUGAGGCUUAUGAAGCUCUUGUAGAGGGCCUCAAGACGAUCCACAUUGACAACUGGCUACAGGUGAUUCCACAGCUGAUUGCACGCAUUGACACUCCCCGUCAACUCGUAGGGCGUCUCAUCCAGCAGCUUCUCAUAGAUAUUGGCAAGACGCAUCCUCAGGCUUUGAUUUAUCCCUUAACUGUGGCAUCAAAGUCCAACUCUCCUGCAAGACAUGCUGCUGCCAACAAAGUUCUGAAGAACAUGUGUGAACACAGCAAUACUCUUGUACAACAAGCCAUGCUGGUCAGUGAAGAGUUGAUCAGAGUGGCCAUUUUGUGGCAUGAACUGUGGCAUGAAGGACUUGAAGAAGCAUCCAGAUUGUACUUUGGAGAACGUAACGUGAAGGGAAUGUUUGCCACAUUGGAGCCUUUGCAUCAGAUGAUGGAGAGAGGAUGCCAGACUCUAAAGGAAACUUCAUUUAAUCAGGCGUAUGGGCGUGACCUAAUGGAGGCCCAGGAGUGGUGUCGCAAGUACCAGCGUAGUGGAAAUGUAAAGGAGCUGACGCAAGCUUGGGAUCUCUAUUACCAUGUGUUCAGGAGGAUUUCAAAACAACUUCCACAGUUGACAUCUCUGGAGCUCCAGUAUGUCUCCCCCAAGUUGUUGGUAGCCAAGGACCUUGAGCUUGCAGUUCCAGGCACAUAUGAACCCAACAGCCCCAUAGUUCGCAUUGAUCAUGUACAGAGCUCAUUGCAAGUGAUCACAUCCAAGCAGAGACCAAGGAAGCUCAGUAUAUUUGGCAACAAUGGCCAGGAGUACCAGUUUCUACUGAAAGGUCACGAGGACCUGCGUCAAGAUGAGCGAGUAAUGCAGCUAUUUGGAUUGGUCAAUUCUUUACUGCUAAACAAUGCAGAGACAUUUAGGAGAAACCUCACGAUUCGUAGAUUCUCUGUAGUACCCCUAUCUACCAACUCUGGUCUGAUUGGCUGGAUGCCUCACUGUGACACGCUACAUUCACUGAUUCGUGACUACAGAGAGAAGAAAAAGAUUCUGCUGAACAUUGAGCACAGGAUCAUGUUGCGGAUGGCACCAGAUUAUGACCACCUGACAUUGAUGCAGAAAGUUGAAGUGUUUGAACAUGCCUUGGAGCAUACAAAUGGGGAUGACCUGUCCAAGAUACUUUGGUAUAAGAGUCCUAGCUCAGAGGUUUGGUUUGAUAGACGCACAAACUACACUCGAUCACUUGCUGUUAUGUCAAUGGUGGGAUAUGUCCUUGGUUUGGGUGAUAGACAUCCCUCAAACCUUAUGCUGGAUCGCCUCAGUGGGAAGAUCGCCCAUAUAGACUUUGGGGAUUGUUUUGAGGUUGCUAUGACGAGGGAGAAGUUCCCAGAAAAGAUUCCCUUUAGACUCACUCGAAUGCUUAUCAAUGCUAUGGAGGUCACUGGUAUCGAUGGCAACUACAGGAUGACAUGUGAAAGUGUCAUGGAAGUGAUGCGGGAACACAAGGACAGCGUCAUGGCUGUGUUGGAGGCAUUCAUAUACGACCCUCUUCUCAACUGGAGACUUAUGGACACUAACACAAAAGGCAAACGGUCACGUACCAAGUCGGGGGCUUCAUACUCUGAGAGCCAAGAACAGGGGGAUAUGUUGUCCAGUGUCGACAUGCACCAGGGAGCUCAUAGAAAACCACAUGCUGAGGAUGGCAAACUUGGAGCAGAAGGGGAACACCCUGAGGCCCUGAAUAAGAAGGCAAUACAGAUUGUAAACAGAGUGAGGGACAAGCUGACAGGACGUGACUUUCUCACUGAGACUGAAAGUGGCGCUUCAGUUGAUGUCCCAACACAAGUUGACUUACUGGUGAAGCAAGCAACUUCCCAUGAGAACCUCUGCCAGUGUUAUAUUGGAUGGUGCCCAUUUUGGUAAACAUGGAUGGAAUACUGGACUGUAAUGAACUGAAUAUAGUCAUUCAUGCAGGAUGUCGCAUAAAUGAGCCAGAGGAUAUUGAUGAAUAUUAUGUCUCUGGUUUAGAUAAUUUUAAUAGUAUUAAGGACUUGAAAAGUCACAGUUAAGUUGACAUCUGGUUGGUGUGGGAAGUAAAGGAUGUAUAUAUCAGUAAGUUCCUUUGGAAAAUGAGAAAUGCAUACAAAUCAGGCCAUAAUUUGGGGAACGGUGACACAUAUAAGAACUUUUUAUUUGCCAGUCAUGCACAUAUUUGUACAGAGUUGAAAAUAGGCUCAGCUGUUGAAUCACUAAGCAGUGAUUUACAGUGAUUAAGUGAUCUAUGAACGAAUUACAUGUAUGAACAACAUGAAUAACACAGUUGUAUUCAAUAACUCAUUUAUACCGAAUUUAAAUGUGAUCUACUGAUCAUUGUAUCAUCUUCAUUGCAUUUGUACACAUGUACAUGUAUGUACUGGACACGCAGUUGUAUAUAGAAUAUAAAAUUAUUAUUAACAUGUACAAUA